UCAUUACGUUCAACGCGCAGACAGAACCAAUCGAUCUCACACAGCAGCGGAAACCCGAGCAGCAAGCCUUCCUCACGGUGAACUUACAGCAGGUCCCACCCGGUCCACCCGGUCCAACCGGAGCUUCUAGCCAUGGUCUUCGAGUCUCUGGUCAGCGACCUGCUCAACAGGUUCAUCGGAGACUACGUGGAGAACCUGGACAAGUCCCAGCUCAAGAUCGGGAUCUGGGGGGGAAAUGUAGUUCUGGAGAAUCUGAAGGUGAAGGAGAACGCGCUGAGCGACUUCGAUGUCCCCUUUAAAGUGAAGGCGGGACAGAUCGGGAAACUGACGCUGAAGAUCCCCUGGAAGAACCUGUACAACGACGCCGUGGUCGCCACGCUGGAGGGGCUGCACCUGCUGGUCGUCCCCGGAGCCACGAUGAAGUACGAUGCAGCGAAGGAGGAGCGCUACCAGCAGGAGGCCAAGCAGAGGGAGCUGCAGCGCAUCGAGGAGGCGCUGCAGACGGCCGCACGCAGAGCGUCUCAGUCUGGAGAUCUGCUGUUCAGCCUGGAGAGGGUUGUUUACAAGGAGGCUCCCAACGUCUCCAAAGGAAGUAAAAAACACAAAAAGCCUAAAAAAGGCUUGAAGAAGCUGAAACGCCAUGACAACAAAGCAGAGAAGCCAGCGGAGGAGAAGAAGGACACGUUUGUGGAGAAAUUGGCGACUCAGGUGAUCAAGAACCUGCAGGUGAAGAUCAGCAGCAUCCACCUGCGCUACGAGGACGACAUUUUAGACCCACAGCGCCCCCUAUCUAUAGGAGUCACACUGUCAGAGCUCAGUCUGCAGACCUGA
This is a messenger RNA of Etheostoma spectabile (orangethroat darter), 831 nucleotides long. Its product is annotated as vacuolar protein sorting-associated protein 13C. Bases 133 to 831 code for a protein of 232 amino acids. The record is from RefSeq and is a predicted model, not a curated record. Gene Ontology annotation, biological process: protein targeting to vacuole; protein retention in Golgi apparatus; mitochondrion organization. NCBI's taxonomy places the organism in Eukaryota, Metazoa, Chordata, Actinopteri, Perciformes, Percidae. The transcript is spliced from 10 exons.